Molecule: messenger RNA, 693 nt
Organism: Lachancea lanzarotensis
Lineage: Eukaryota; Fungi; Ascomycota; Saccharomycetes; Saccharomycetales; Saccharomycetaceae
Product: LALA0S06e02410g1_1
Exons: 1
Coding region: 1-693 (230 amino acids)
Molecular function (GO): RNA binding
Source: RefSeq, a predicted model, not a curated record
AUGGAGGACCAGCAGGCAGAAAACAUAUCGGGACAUGAUGAGCUUAUGUUAGCGCCAGCUCCAAGUAAGUCGCCAAAAACAUUACCGUCUUCUUUCAGCUCAGACGAGGAAAUGAUUACGUUUGGUUGGCAAUACAAUUCACUAAUUAGCGAGGAAAUAGUCCGCAUGAGAAAUCUCCAGGAAAGAAUUUCGACUUCCCAGCUUGCAGGGCAUGCUCAAGAGAACUUCGGCGGGCAAGAUGAACAGGAAGUCGCGGCCCGCUCAGUAUUUGUGGGAAAUCUGAGCCAUUACGACACAGCUAAACAGUUACAGGAAUUGUUUGAGAACAGAGUGAGCCGGGUCAACAGAGUAGAUAUUCAAGUCAAUACGAAAACGCAGCUGACACGGGGAUUCGCGUAUGUCGAAUUUGCUCAACCGAAAGACGUUCUUGAGGCAACAAAGCUUGAUGGGAUGGUAUUGUCUGAAAGGCCAUUGAAAAUUGUUCCCAAAAUGCCGCACUGUGUUUGGAACAAGAAAAGGUUAGGUGGGAGAGAGAGCUAUGCCGAGCCGCAUCGUGGUAUUCAUCUAGGCCAUGUUGAACAAUUCGUGAGGGGAAGAGGCAGAGGUAGAGGUAGAGGUAGAGGCAGAGGCAGAGGCAGAGGCAUGGGCAUGUGUCGAGGUAGAUUGAGAGGAAGAGGCAAGCGCUUUGGGUGA